This is a messenger RNA of Coregonus clupeaformis (lake whitefish), 832 nucleotides long. RefSeq lists its product as uncharacterized. The coding region runs from base 80 to 763 and encodes 227 amino acids. The record is from RefSeq and is a predicted model, not a curated record. The transcript is spliced from 4 exons. Lineage: Eukaryota; Metazoa; Chordata; Actinopteri; Salmoniformes; Salmonidae.
CACACAGCUAGUCAGCUAGUAGUUUGAGUUGUAAUGUUUACUCAUUGUCUUUGAAAAUUUGGCUAUAUUUGUAAUCAAAAUGGCACAGCGCGCCCACAAGGAAGGGCUGUGCAAUAUCAACAUUUUAUGUUUGGCAUUUAUUUUCUGUCUCAUAAGGCCAGUUGAUGCAAAGCCACUUCCUGCAAAUGUUUUGCCUUCUUCAUCCUCGCUGGAGCACAUGACUUUGAUCAACCCUGUUCAGAACAACCCCGAUGUCACAACUCCAAAACAGACAAAUUUUUUAAACACAUUGCUUGGACAAUUUGAGAGUUUGCUGGUGAAAGAUGGUACUUCUCCAGGUAAUGUGGACCAGGUGACUCAAGGAUAUCCCGAACCCUACACAAAUGCUAAAGACCCCCAGAGGCAUGUGAAGGCCCUAAUGUCUGUUCUACAGACUUACAAGACGCAAACAGCAUCACAUGGUAAUGAUCACGUCUUCAAACUGUGGGGAAAAGCUCCAAAAGCAAAGAAGAGCACCAAUGAAAUCAAAUCCAGAGUCAACAUAUUGACAGACCCCACUUACUCCGAGCCACUUGUGAAAGUUAACAUGAUUUUGGGCAUCUUUUUCUACGGCUUCAUCGUGAUAGUGUUUAUCUAUGACUCUGUCCGAGUCUCCAUGGAGGCCAGAAGGAGAUCUGAUGCUCUAGCUGCUGCCAGGCUGAAGAGAAAAGAACCACCCCUUUUGAACCACAGUCAACUUUAUCCAAAUGUACAAUCUCUAUGAUACCUUACUCUGUGUGCCGUUAACUUGCUUGGGGCUUACAUUAGUAAUAAACAUAUCUUGCAUUCAAAA